Sciurus carolinensis (gray squirrel) is the source of this 8016-nucleotide messenger RNA. RefSeq names its product kelch repeat and BTB domain containing 8 (gene Kbtbd8). Lineage: Eukaryota; Metazoa; Chordata; Mammalia; Rodentia; Sciuridae. The transcript has 4 exons. The coding region runs from base 44 to 1846 and encodes 600 amino acids. The record is from RefSeq and is a predicted model, not a curated record. Gene Ontology annotation, molecular function: protein binding.
UGACAUUUCCUCUUUAAAGAGCUGGAGCCGGGCCCAGCGCGCAAUGGCCGCGUGCGCAGAUUUAAGCAAGCCCCCCACGCCGAACGGGGCUCCGUCCGCGGACGCAGCGGGCGAGGCCGUGGACCCCUCCCACGCGUGCAGCGUGCUGCGGCAGCUCCGAGCCAUGUACGAGGAGGCGCAGCUGACGGACAUCGUGGUGGAAGUGGACCACGGGAAGACCUUCGCCUGCCAUAGGAACGUGCUUGCUGCCAUCAGCCCCUACUUCAGAUCCAUGUUCACUAGCGGCCUUACAGAAAGUACUCAAAAAGAAGUUCGAAUAGUUGGUGUUGAAGCUGAAUCGAUGGAUUUAGUACUGAAUUAUGCCUAUACCUCCAGAGUUGUUCUGACAGAGGCCAAUGUUCAAGCCUUGUUCACUGCCGCUAGCAUCUUCCAGAUCCCAUCCAUCCAGGACCAGUGUGCUCAGUACAUGGUCAGUCAUUUGGACCCACAGAACUCCAUCGGGGUCUUCAUCUUCGCUGAUCAUUAUGGUCAUCAGGAACUUGGAGACAGAUCAAAAGAAUAUAUUCGUAAGAAGUUUCUGUGUGUCACCAAAGAGCAGGAGUUUCUGCAGCUAACAAAAGACCAGCUGAUAAGCAUUCUGGACAGUGACGACCUGAACGUGGACCGGGAGGAGCACGUGUAUGAAAGCAUCGUACGGUGGUUUGAGCAUGAGCAGCAUGAACGAGAACUGCACCUCCCAGAAAUUUUUGCCAAAUGCGUACGUUUUCCUCUGAUGGACGAUACCUUUAUAGAGAAAAUCCCACCUCAGUUUGCACAGGCCAUAGCCGUGGGCUGUGUAGAAAGGGCACCGUCCAACACCAAUGGCUGCACUCAGAGGCUGGGCAUGACUGCCUCUGAAAUGGUCAUAUGUUUCGAUGCUGCCCACAAACACUCGAUAAAGAAGCAAACAGUGCCUUGUCUGGAUAUCGCCACAGGAAGGGUGUUCAAGCUAUGCAAACCGCCAAAUGACCUGAGAGAAGUUGGGAUUCUGGUGUCACCAGAUAAUGACAUUUACAUUGCAGGAGGGUACAGGCCAAGCAGCAGCGAGGUCUCCAUCGACCACAAGGCAGAAAACGAUUUCUGGAUGUAUGACCAUUCCACUAAUAGAUGGCUGUCCAAACCAUCCCUGCUUCGAGCCAGAAUAGGCUGCAGGCUGGUGCACUGCUGUGGUAAAAUGUAUGCCAUCGGCGGCCGUGUGUACGAGGGCGAUGGGCGGAACCCCCUGAAGUCUGUGGAGUGCUACGACAGCAGAGAGAACUGCUGGAGGACCGUGGGUGCCCUGCCGGUGGCCCUGGAGUUCCACAGUGCCGUGGAGCACAGGGGGAGGGUCUACGUCCUGCAGGGAGAAUUUUUCCUCUUCUAUGAGCCUCAAAAAGACUACUGGGGGUUUCUAACCCCCAUGACUGUGCCUCGAAUCCAGGGCUUGGCUGCGGUGUACAAGGACUCCAUCUAUUACAUAGCAGGAACCUGUGGGAAUCACCAGCGCAUGUUCACCGUGGAGGCCUACGACAUCGAGCUGAACAAAUGGACUCGCAAGAAGGAUUUCCCAUGUGAUCAGUCCAUAAACCCAUACCUUAAGCUGGUCCUUUUCCAGAAUAAACUCCACUUGUUUGUUCGAGCUACUCAAGUGACUGUUGAGGAGCACGUCUUCAGAACCAGCAGGAAGAAUUCCCUGUACCAGUACGACGAGGCUGCUGACCAGUGGGAGAAGGUGUAUGAGACCCCGGAUCGGCUCUGGGACCUGGGCCGGCACUUUGAGUGUGCUGUUGCCAAACUCUAUCCUCAGUGUCUUCAGAAAGUGCUCUGAGAGCAGCAGGCCUCACGGCAUCCCUGGCCUCUCGUGCCAGGAGACCUGUCUUAAGAAGUACUGUCCGUACUUAAGAAAGCUGAGUUCUGUGCACAGAAAUAGGUGCUCUUACAGCUUACAGCAUAGAGGGACUCGCUUUCGCUCUUCUGAUGCUUUCAUUUCAGUAAGGUAAAGGUGACAAAGUGCAAUUAUCAGCAUUUUCCCCCGGCAUUAAAGUAACCUGUCAUCCUAGAGUUUUGUGAUAGGCACUAAGGUCCUAGAGGAGUCGAGACAACUAUGCACUCCAUAGCGCAGUUAGGGUGUUACUGGGUGGAGACAUCCAGACCAGGUGGACAUGACUCUUUAUUUUAAAUACGGGUAACAAUCUGAGGCAAUAUCACUAGGAGUUGUUUAGCUGUGACCUCUAACACAGAAGCACUAACUUAGAUCCUCAUUCUUAGUAUUUAUAUGUAGUUACGUGUAUAUUUUUGUGUACUGUUUUCAAGUGAACUGAGAUUUAAAUGCAUUGUUACUAGAGUUGACUGAAGGAGACACUCAGUCCGAGAACCUUUAGUUAGAUUGUUUCAUGUUUCCCAUAUAACUUUAAGUUAAGCUAAAGUUUUAAAGUGGCAGUUUUCUGUCGGUUACUUUUUCAAGUGCUAACACUGUCUUAUUUUUUUAAAUCCUGGAAAGGGCUCAGAUUUGCAGGUGGCUGGUGCUAGCAUAAAUGAAUCUGCGUGUGUGGCUAGCCAGAUUUAAAUGGUCUGAGCCUGUACUCUCCUCUCUCAUGAGUGUGUCCGUUUCUUGGCCAUAGUGCUCUACCUGUUGACCUGUGAUCUCACAGGGUUUGCUAACUGUGAUAAGCAUGGCCAGGUACUGGUCUAACUGGAUUCAGCUGGAGAACAGUCAGACCAUUGUACCAAGUUUGCACUAACAUGGGCCAUUUUAUUGCCCUACCUCCUUUUCCAGCCUCUGCCUGUCCAGAUUGUCGGUACAGUGAAAGUUAAAUCAUAAUGUGAAGAUUUACAUCUACUUCUAAAAUUUUGUUUUUCAGAAACAUAAAAAUUUUCCAGUGGUUUAGUAGUUUAAUGACUUUUAAAAUUUCAUAUUACAAUUACAACCUCAUUUUUUUUCCUUUUGCACUUAACAGCGAUGAAUACACUGAAAUACUCGUUCUAACUGAAGGUGAUCAAGGAAGAGUGAGCAAACAGAACCAUGGCUAUCAGUACGAAGUCAUUUUUCACAUUUCAGUGAUUAAUUUCUACAGUGAGUUAGGAACAGUAACAUGAAGGACACACUUGUUUGUGUAUCUAAGGCAGUAUUUGGCUUGGUACCAUUCUUUACUCUGCCUAGAAAGACUGAUAAAGGAUUUAAGUAUAGCCCAGUCUGUGCUCAAUCAGAACAGUUUGAUUUUCUUGAAGAAAGCAAACUGGCAUGGUUUGUAUUAAAAACUCUUGCACAAAUUGUAAUGUGAUACUGUGAAACAAAUUUAAAACAUUGCCUCUUUGCAUCACAUACCUCGUUUUUCAGUAACUUUCUAAACUUUACAAAGACCUCUACAGGUAGGAACAGUUUUCUGAAGUGGAAGUUCAAGUGGACGGCAUUUGUAGAUGUGACAUUUUAAAAUCUAGUCCUAGAAAGCCAGAUCUGUGGCUUCUUACUGGCUGUGACAGUGUCUGUACUCUUUACAGACGUUGUCAGCCAGUAUCUUACCCCUGCCCCAGCUUUUUUUUUUUUUUUUUGUCUUUUAUCUUCAUGCUCUUUGAGUUAUUUCCAGGUUUUUUGUUUUUUGUUUUUACAAUUUUGCAUGCUGAGGAGAGGGGAAAUUACAACCAGUUUUUGCCAGAGAUUUCCAUGUAAUUUAUUUUUGCAAGCUUUGUUGAUUCCUUCCGCUUUUCGACAAUCUUAUGUAUUUAGAAAAGUGUGUUACUUGAAAACAUGACGCAACGUUGAGAGAGCAGUGUCCGUGUGCCGUGUGAUCCAUGAGAGAACAGUGCUGUAGUUGAUUCCGCGGCAGCUGUUCUCUUGAUCUGAACAAGGGUUGAUCCUCUUGCUGUAACAGUUUGAGAGAGUGAUCUAAGCGCAGUGUGUCAAGGCCAAGGCUUGGAAUUCGCUGUAGCAGCAGGAUGCCUACUGAAUCUUAUAUGAAGAACUCUACGUUCUAUAGCUCAGAUGUCUUGCCACUGUUACAAUGGCUUCAGAAGAGGUCCUGGGAAACAGAGUGCUCUGUGUGGGACUGUGUGUGGACACUACGGCACAUUUUCACAUGUGACGAGAAUGUAAGUGAAAGGCACAGUGGCCGCCGCAGCUUGGGGUGAGUCUGAGGGUCCAGUCCCACGGUAACUGUUUCCGUGUUUGAAGAAUGUGUGUCGCACUUUCCUAUGUAUUUUUUACACAUGGAAAAUGGGACUUGGUAUAACUGUGUCAUAGGAAAGUAGAAAUUGUGUUCUUUUCCAUCUUUGUUUUUUGUUUUCCUACAAGUUGAUGCUUAAGCAUCAGGCAGAUUUCACUGGUGCAUGAGAAAAGGUGGAUGUGAUCUGUAAGGAAUCAGAUUCCCUGUGUGAAGCCGUGUAAGAUGGCAUUUGAUGUUCAGUGCUCAGGUAUGUAGUAAGUACUGUAGUCCUAUGGGGGCAAAUGUGUAGAUAUUUUUAAACGUUUUGCCGUAAUUGCACAGUUUUUUGCAUUUUUACCUGAUGUCAUUGUUUCUUAUAAUAAAACCUUUUCUGAUUAAAAACUUCCAGUGUUGUAAUCUGACCUCCAGUGAGUAAGUUUUGCAGAAUUAAAAUUGUUGGAAGUCAUGAAAUACUUUGUUGUGAUAGAUUUUAAUCUGUUAAAUAUCUGACCUUUGGUGGAGAAUGAAAUAAUCUGCAUGAGUGUGUAUAAAGUUCUUGAGGUUCUGAUGAACCCACUUAUCUCGGCGACUCCUUGGUUCUGUUGCUCUGACCUGAGCUGUUCCUGUCCUUCGCUGAGGCCUACGCCUUCAUAGGCCAUCUGUCAGAGUCCUGUGCUGCUCCCUCUAUGCAGGUGCCCCUUCUGCCACCCCACCCUGCCUGAGCCAGCCCGCCUUGUCUGUGUGGUGCAGCAGCCCCGAGCCUGUCCACCUCUGCCAUCCUGGACUCUUAGGGGGAUUUCCCCACAUAGCAGUCUGAGUGAUGCCGUUAAAACAUGAGUUGGGUCACGUCCCUCUUCUGCUCAGGUUUCCCUGGUGACUUCCCAUCCCCCUCCAGAUGAGAGCCAGACUCCUCACCUGCAUGAUCUGCGCCCCAACCCCACCACUGUGCCCCCAACUCACUUGAUUCCAGCGUGCUGGGGUGCAGCCUUCUUCCUGCUGCAUCUCGUCACAGAAACCCUGACAGCCCACUGGCCUGUGUGCUGAAGUGUUUCCUCCGCCGAGGGCCUGCCCUGAGCGCCAUGGUUUCCACCUCCUACCCAUCCCACCUGCCUUCCCCCGUUAAAAUGUCUGCUCCCAGAGGCAAAGCGUGGGCUUCAUUCUCCUCUGCACUUCAGAGCAUUGCCUGGCGCAGAGACAGGUGCUCCUGGCGUGGUUAAGGAAGAAAGGAGUUUUCAGGUAGACCUCAGACCUCAGAGCGCCCUGAGAGGUGGCAGGACCAGAACUCUCUUCCGCUUUAUCACGUAGGACACGUGGAGAUUGAAGGUCACUGAACAAGGGGCUGCCUGGGCUGGGAGCCGAGUCUUCCAUUCCUCCUGGGUUCUGCACAUUCUGUUCCAAACCAAAUGCACAGAAGAUGUUCCCUCCUUGGAUUAAUGGUCACCUCUCCAGAGUUCCUUUUCUUCCAACAUUGUUAUAUAAAACACCUACUGUGAUUCUCUUCCAGGGAAGAGAGGAAGGGGAAAUAGCCUCUCUAUUGCCCCAUCUGCACCUCCUUCCCCACCAUGUUACUGUACCGACAAGCCACUAUUACAUGUUCUGGCAGAGAUGCUAGAAAAGUGGUGAUUUUGACCUUAAGCAUAUGGCAAUGUAUAGUGAAGCCAUUUGGACCUGGUGCUCCAUUUUGGAGGGGUAUUUAUUCAAUUCUCUGAUAAACAAGGGGAUAUCCAGGUUUUGUGUGUGUCCUGUGCAUUUCAAGAGAUGGGUCCAUUUCAUCUACAUGAAUACGGGUGUGGGCAGAGAGUUGUUCAUCAUAUCCUUAUGUCCACGGAAUUGGUAGUGAUUUCUGAUGUUGGUAGUUUGUUUCUUCCUUUUGUUCUUCGGUCACUUGCUAGAGGCUCAUCAAUUGUGCUGGUUUCCUCCAAGCAUUGGUUCUAAUGAUUUUUCUCUGUUGUUUCGUGGUUUCAAUUACAUUGAUUUCUUUUAGAUCUUUCUUCUUUUUCUAGUAAUGCAUUUAAGGCUGUAAACUACUCCGUAUCAUUUUUGUAGCAUCCCGCGAAUUUUGAUAUGUUAUAUUUUCAUUUUUAGUACAAAAUAUUUUCAUCAUACCCACUUGGAGAAUAUGCCCUUUCAUAAUUACAUGAUACCUCUUUUUAAUCCUUGCUAAUCUUUCUGGUUCUGAGGUCUUUGCUGUCUGAAACUAGUGUAGCCUCUUGGCUUUCUUACUCUUUGUGCUAACUUGAUUCCUCUUUUCCUUCUGACCUGAGUCUGUGUGUGCAAACUGGGUCUCUUGCAGACAGCUUGGAGCUGGACUUCCCUCAUACACUGGUGGUCUGUUUCUACGUGGCUUGUUUAGAGCACUUGCUUUAGAGUGCUUCCUGAUAUCCGCCAUGUUCGUUGCUGUUUUCUGUUUGUCUCCUGUGGUUCUGUUUUGGCUCAUUUUCUUGCUUUUUCUUGUAUUGACCUUUUUUAAAUUUCUCUGUUGUAUCUGCUCUUAACACAUCAGUCAUACUUUGAAUUCUUUCCAGUGGUUGCUGGUUCACCUGAUCCAAGGCCAGCGGAGAGGGCACUGUAUCACGCCCUGAGCACAGCUGCCCAACAGCAGAGUUGCCAGCGCUUGCUCUGCUCCUGCAGCCUGCCUUGUUCAGUUCACGUGGUGUGACGUGGUGUUAGGUGCUGGAGCUGCUCGACAGGUUUGUGUUACCUUUACUUUGCAGUUAUUCUUUUAGAUCAAUCCAUAUUAAAAGGGAUGUUUGACCUUCAUUUAUGCCUUCCCUGACAGUGUCCAUUCCUUUGUGCAGGUCUGAGUUUCUGGUCUAAAUCAAUUUCUUCCUGCCCAAACAACUUUCAUUUGACCUUGUUUGCAAGGCAGGUCUGCAAAUGAAAAAUUCUUCAGAUUUUGUGUGCUUUAUUCCUCUUCACUGCUGAAAGACUAUUUUGUGGGCUGCAGUGAGUAGUCCUGACUGACUCAGUCCUUCAGUAGCCUGUGCCUCGGACUGCAGCCUUCAGAGAUGCCUCUCCAUUGAUUCUCCUGCUCGGUCCUCCCUUCCUGGGCUGGAACAGCCCAGCCAUAAUCCUUGAACCCUGGCCCUGUUGACUGUUUGAUGCUCUUCCCUGUAGGAGAGAAGGCUGCAGGGAGACGGGGUUGGGAACGCUUUUCCAGCUUCGUCCAGCUCUGGCGAAGCGAAGCUUUCCCUGGAGAAGGUCCUUUAUCUCUGGGUACUUAAGAGUCUUAUCCCCACUCUGCCAGCCGGAGCCACUAGGGGUCUUCCUCGGAUCUGUGCCACAGGGCGCAGCUAUACCCCAGAGUCCGCCAGGGUGAUGCCUUCAACCUCCUUUCUCUGAAGCGUCCACUGAAAGUCUCCAGCUUUCAGAUGGAGCAGACUCUUCCCCUGAGGUCUGGGGCGACACUCAAGGUCUUCAUGUCCUGGUGCUGAGAUUAGAAGUCCCCACAGCAAGCUCCUGAGGCGUACGUGUAGGUCGGACUGAUGAAUGAUUCUUUGGUUUGUACAUAAAUGUCUUUCCCUUCUUUAUACGUAUGAUGUGUUUCACAAUGAAAAGUUGAGACUCAUUUUGUAAGUUUAUGUGCUACAUGUUUGGGAGUAUCUUUUACUUGUCAUGCACAUGUUCAUGGACUUAUUUGGCAUAUAGUUCACAGAAUGUUGACUCUCAAGUACCUAAUAACCCAGCACUCCAGGACCAAAUUAAAGUGAUAUAAUUUAAUUAAAAUCAAUCAUAUUUAGAUAUUUUUACCAGACUAUUAAGUUGAAAAUUUCAAUGUAAUCAUUUUAAAUUUUCCUUAUCAUGUUCAUAUGAAACAUUUAAUCCUUCCUGCCUUUCCUCCUCCAUAAAUAUAUGUAUA